This is a messenger RNA of Aspergillus oryzae RIB40, 1320 nucleotides long. RefSeq names its product glycosyltransferase family 31 protein. Gene Ontology annotation, cellular component: membrane. The record is from RefSeq and is a predicted model, not a curated record. The transcript has a single exon. NCBI's taxonomy places the organism in Eukaryota, Fungi, Ascomycota, Eurotiomycetes, Eurotiales, Aspergillaceae. Gene Ontology annotation, molecular function: glycosyltransferase activity. The coding region runs from base 1 to 1320 and encodes 439 amino acids.
AUGACGGCCUUUCGUCCUGCUCGUCAUCCGCCUCGCGGACGAAUCACCUGGAUCAGCCCGAUCCUGGGUCUCCUGGUCAUCCUGUUCAUAUACAUGAAUCACCAAAACGCCUCGGCCCCGAUCGCAUUCCCUCAACGACAACAAAAUGCUAACACAGACUGUCCCGACCUUCCCGGCUUGGAGGACAUCUUCGUGGUCCUGAAAACCGGCGUCACCGAAGCCCGCGACAAAGUCCCCAUCCACCUGCAAACCACCCUCCGUUGCAUCCCAAACUACAUAAUCUUCUCCGACUACGCCGAGAAAAUCCACAACGUGCAACUCCACGACGUCCUCGAAAACGUAGCCGAGGACAUCAAACAAUCCAACCCGGAUUUCAGCAUCUACAACCGCGUCCGCGCCGCCGGGCGCACAGCCCUCACAUCCGCCGACCUGAACCCGGAUACCAACUCCGCCUUCGGGAAACCGAACAACCCAGGCUGGAAACUGGAUAAGUGGAAGUUCCUGCCCAUGAUCGAGGAGACGUUGAAGGCGCGCGCCGACGCGAAAUGGUACGUCUUCAUGGAGGCCGAUACGUAUUUCUUCUGGCCGAAUUUGUUGUCCUGGUUGGCGCAGCUGGAGCACCAGCAGCCGUAUUAUUUGGGCAAUCAGAUGCAGAUCGCCGAUGUGGUGUUUGCGCAUGGUGGGUCCGGGUUUGUGCUUUCGAAUCCGGCUAUGCGCGCGGCGGUUACGCUGAGGAGGGAGAAUGUGGAUAUGUGGGAUCGCGUGACGAAUGAUCACUGGGCGGGUGAUUGUGUGUUGGGGAAGUUGAUGGCGGAUGCUGGCGUCGGUAUGCUCUGGGCCUGGCCGGUUUUGAUCUCCGGGCAGCCGAGUGAGCUGGACUUUUUCUCGGAAGGGUAUCGCAAGAAGCCGUGGUGUUAUGCGCCGGUGGCCUAUCAUCAUCUGGGGCCGGACCAAAUUCGAGAACUCUGGGAGUUUGAGCGGAAAUGGUACCGCGAUGGCAAUCGGAAGCACGUCUUGUAUCGGGAUGUGUUUCGACAUAUUGUCCGCCCGAAGUUGGGAGGGACGGUCGCCGGUUGGGAUAAUCGGAUUGAAGAGACGCCGGGGAAGUCGAGUCUCAGCUUGGUGGAGUGCCGGGUGCUCUGCUAUCGUGACGAUAAAUGUGUACAGUAUACUUAUACCGAUGGGAAGUGUUGGACAUCCCAUGUGCCUGUUCGGGGUGCGCAGAAGGACGGAGUCGCCUCCGGCUGGAUUACGGAGAGAGUCGAUGCCCUGGUGGAUGAUAUGGGUUCCUGUCCUCAUGCGAAAUGGAUUCUAAGCUAG